Molecule: messenger RNA, 3317 nt
Organism: Colius striatus (speckled mousebird)
Lineage: Eukaryota; Metazoa; Chordata; Aves; Coliiformes; Coliidae
Gene: TANGO6
Product: transport and golgi organization 6 homolog
Exons: 16
Coding region: 33-3119 (1028 amino acids)
Biological process (GO): protein secretion
Source: RefSeq, a predicted model, not a curated record
CGGGGGCGGGCAGCGCCCGCAACCUUCCCAAGAUGGCGGCGCCGCGCCGCGCCCCUCCCCUUCCCGCCGGCCCCAAGAUGGCAGGCGGCGCGGAGCCGCAGCUGGGCCCGGAGCCGGAGCGGGUGGUGGAGGCGCUGGAGCUGCUGCUGCGGCCGCCCGCCGGGGCCCGUGAGCGGGAUGGCGAGGCCGGCCCCGAGAGCGCCCUGCGGCCGGAGACGCUGCGCAGCAACGCGGCGGCGCUGGAGGAGCGGCUGCGGGAGCCGGGCUGGGCAGCGCUGAGCGGCCUGCGCCGCGCCGUGCUGGCCCGGGCCCCCGCGCUGGCCGCCGGGGCGGCGGCCGAGGCUGAGCCGGGCUGGGCCGCGGCCUGCGGGCUGCUGGCGUUGCUGCUGUGCCUGAAGGAGCGUUUGUCCGCGCUCGCCGCUGCCCCCGCGGCCCCCGCGCCCGCGCCCGGGGCCGCGCCGCCGCCCGGCGCCGACACGCUCAGCGUAGCGCAGGGCCGGGCGGUGGGGCGGGCGCUGCGGGCCGCCGUGGGGCUGGGCCUGGUGCCGUACCUGCCGCCGGGCGUGGGGCAGCGCCUGGGGCCGCCAGCGCCGGCCCUGGCCUCGCCAUCCACCCGCGGGGCCCGGCUCUAUGCGGCCGCCGCCGCCCUGGCCGAGCUGGCCCAGCACCCGGCGCUGGCGACCCCGCUCCUUACGCGCCACCUCGGCCUCCUCCUCGCCAGCCUGUGCCUGCUGGGCCACGGCCCCGCCGCCCUCAGCGAGGGUAUUUCGGAAGCAGAGCGGGCGCGGUGCCGGGAGACCCUGCGGCACGUCCUGGACCGUGUGUACCAGCCGCUGGUGGUGCGGGAGCUGCUCGUCCUGCAGGGCCGGCCCAAGCAGAGUUCUCCAUCUCCUGGGGAAGAAACAAAGGCGUCCCUGGCGCGGGCCCCGGCGUGGCUGCGGCGCCUUUGCGGCCAGCUGCUGUCCGAGAGGCUGAUGAGACCCGGCGGGGUGCAGGCUGUGGUUCGGGGCAUCCUGGAGGGAGCGGGCGGUGGUGCUGGUGCUGAGGCAGCAGCCGUGGACUGGAGGAAAUGUGAUGCAGUUGCGAAGAUCUUGGCUUCCUGCCCACAGCAGAGCCUCUCCCCCCAGGACUACUAUGGGCUGGUGUGCCCACAGAUUCUGGACUUGCUGCACAUCCAGGACAAAGUGACAGCGCGGCAGUUCCAGCGUGUGGCCACCAGCACACUGCUGGCCGUGGCCAGGGAGCAGCCACAGCUGGCACAGCAGCAUCUGCUCCAGCCUCUCCUGACUCCGCUCCGGCGCUGCACCGAGGCACCAGAGCUAGCAGUGGAAGAUUUACCAGCAGGGACUGUGCUGGUGACAGAGGCAGAGCUCAGCAGCUGUGUGGAAGAUGUGUUCAAGGUGUAUGUGGUUGGGAAUGACAGCUCAAGCCUGCUGCUGGGAUCCUUACAGCCAGUCCUGGGAGUGGUUUUUUCGCUCUAUUCCUUCUCCAGGCAUAAUGUGUCAUACUUAAGCUCCCCGUGCCAGGACAUCCUGCUGUGGUUCCUGGAGCAGUCGGCGCGGGAGGCAGCGCUGGCUGUGCUGGAGGCGCUCGCGGGGCUGAGCAGCCGCCUGGGCUCCCUCCACCCGCGGUGCCGCUUCCGCCUGGGCAGCGAGGGCGGUGCUGCCGUCGUGGUGCAGGACACCGUCAGUGAUGAAGAUGAGGCACUCUACCAGAAGAUCUCCUCGGAGCAGUGCCAUGUGGAGAACUUGGUGGAGCUCUUGUCUCACUGCCAGAAGAGUGGCCUAGCUGGAGAUUUCUUUAUCCACUGCCUGAAGGCGCUGACUCGUGUGGCUGCGGAGGACGAGGCGGCUCCGGCCUCGGCUGCGCUGCCUGGGGGGAGUCUCCUGGAGCUGGAGCAGGACCAUGCUGAGCAGAGCAGGAAGCUGCUGGUCCUGCAGCUCGUGGCCACGCUGUGUGAGAGUGUCUCAGACACUGUGUUCACAGACAUUGCUCAGGUGGUGGAGUUCGUGGCAGCCGUGCUGCAGCGGGCCUGUGCCAGCCCGGCACACGGCCCUGGUGCCGCAGUCGAGACACAGACCCUCGCUAUGGCCAUGGGGCUGGUGGCUGCCAUGCUCGGCGGAGCCGUCCAGCUGCAACCCAGCGACUUCUCGGCGCUGAAGCGGCUGGUGCCGUUGCUGGAGGAGCUCUCCCACACCUACCCCGAGCCCCUCACGCAGGAGCUGGCCACCGACCUGCGCAUCGCCAUCUGCACCCACGGGGCCUUCUGCCCCGGGACCGUGGGCAGCACUGCCGCCAGUGUGCUGGGCAGGAAGCCAGGGCCAGGAGCACCGAGCCCCGACAGUGCCGCCAGCGCAGCCACGAGCCCAGGAGGUGUCCGGCCAGCGCCGCGGCACGGCCGCAGCAGCCCCUCGGCUGCCAGGGACGGGAGCGACGAGCGGGGCACGUGCCACGAGACUCCAGCUGCCGACAGCCCGGCCCCGGGGGCGCUGCAGGAGCUGCUGGUGUCAGCCUUCGAGCCACAGCCCCCGGCACGGGCAGCCGCCCUGCGCAGCCUCACCGGCCUCAUCACACAGCGGGAGCCCGAGGCGCUUCGGCGCCAGGACGAGCUGCUGCAGGUGUUCCUGGAGAACCUGCAGCAUGAGGAUGCCUUUGUCUACCUCUCAGCCAUCCAAGGGGACAUGGUGUUGAAGCACCGGGAGCCGCUGGUCCAGGCCUUCCUGCGGGGUGCCCAGGACCCCGACGGCACGCUGCGGGCCAGCAGCCUCUGCAACCUGGGCGAGCUCUGCCAGCGCCUCGGCUUCCAGCUGGGCUCCAUCAUCCACGAGGUCACCUCCUGCCUGACGGCCACAGCCAAGACAGAUCCCGAGCCUGAGGUGCGGCGAGCCGCGGUGCACGUGGUGGUGCUGCUGCUGCGGGGGCUCAGCGAGAAGGCCACCGAGGUGCUGCGGGACGUGCUGCGGGAUCUGUACCGGCUGCUGAAGCACGUGGUGGCGGCCGAGCGCGACGGGGUGACGGUGCUGCACGCCCGGCUGGCGCUGGAGGAGCUGGAUGCCGUCAUGAGGAGGGUCCUGUUCCCGCCGCAGGUGCUGCAGAAGAAGAUCGUGGUGCUGCCGUAGCAGGGCCACAGAAAGAGACUGAGAGACUGUUCCUGCCCAGGCCGAGCGGCUCCCCGAGGGGACGGGUCCGCUGUGUCCCCUGGGUGUCAGCCAGGGAGCAACCCACAGCCUGGGGAGGGUGGGCAGCUGCCCCCGAGCUCCUGUGGCCAGGGCAGGGGCAGGGGGGGCUCACUGGGCCGGGGUGAGGGAUUAAAGACA